Linum trigynum is the source of this 432-nucleotide messenger RNA. NCBI's taxonomy places the organism in Eukaryota, Viridiplantae, Streptophyta, Magnoliopsida, Malpighiales, Linaceae. The record is from the annotation of a GenBank genome assembly.
AUGGUGCUUGUAACUGAAGUUAGGAAACUGGGAAUGUCAAUCGUCAAGUCACAAAGGCUCAGAGAGAACAUCCUAAAACUUAAUGCUGGUUCUACUGACAUAUGUGGGAAGCGUAUGGUGUGUGGAACUAAAGGGCCCUGGAGCUAUUCAGAUUUCCCCUCCCCUAUCCCCAUUCCGCCACAAGCUCCUGCGCCUUUGAGAAGACUCCACAUUCUCGUGAGGAUGCGGGUCCUUCGAGAAAGCAUGGACAGAGGAAAUUGGGAAGAUCACAUCCUUUUUCGCUCACCACCCAAAUCCAUGAGCAUCAUGCUGUCAAAGAUUGCCAAGUUUCAAUCUUUCGACGAAACACUUGAUGCCUUGCAAAAGGAUGAAGGUUUGAGAUCGAAGAGUUCAAUGUCCUGCUUCGAGCCUUCUGCACUCAGAGAGAAAUGA